UUUCUUUCUAACACAAUGAACUCUAUUUCAGGAUUAGGAAUCCUGCUUGAUGCCACUGACAAUGAAUACAUGAUCAAUUGCUGUGGAGUGGUGUCCUCUUGGGAGUUUUAUGUCAAAACAAACUCAGGAACAGUGAAGCUACAGAUUUGGCGCCCCGAGGGAGGAGGGCAGUUUAAGCUGGUUGGGGAGAACAGUUACACCGUAGCCGCUGGAGACGAAAACGACGAAUUUCUGUACACUGUUCCAACAAACGAGAGAAUCUCUGUACGGGAUGGUGACUACAUUGGGUUUUUCACGGCAGGACAGCCCAUGAUCUCUCACAAGUCUGAGGGGGACGGUACCGAUGGUUAUACCUACUCCACCACUAUAGGCGCCCAGACCGUGGGCAGCACGUACAACUGGGGAUCGCAGACUGCCGAUACCAGAAAGGAAUACGCCAUCAACGUUCGACUGGUUCCUGGCAAUUCACCCACGCUGUCUAACCUGGACUCAACUGUGACUUUUCCGGAUAGUACUGCCGCCAACACUCUGAUGUUUACUGUAACCUGGAGUGAUAACGACCCUCUUGAUAUCCUAACUGUUGUCAUGACAACAACAACAUCAUCUUUCUCCUUUGAUACCACAAAUGGAGAGGUCAAAAAUACUGGAGCACUGCCAUAUGGAAACAACCCUCUGUCAUUCAGAGUAACGGAUGACUGUGGAAGAACGGACACAGGAACAUUAACGAUAUCUGUCACAAACAGUGUACCUGUGAUAACCAACUUACCGGCUACAGCGGACAUUACAGAAGACCAUGCUAACGAGCAGCUUCUAUACACUCUUACUGUCACAGACGAUUCCCUUGGAGAUUCUGUAACGUGUAGUAUCGCCAGUUCUAACCCCACCACAACCAAUUUCUUCUCCAGGAUAGUUUCUGGUUCCACAAACUAUGGUAUUUAUAUCAAAGCCCAACCGUCGCUAUCGUAUGAUACAGCACGUCAAUAUAUACUGACUAUUUCCUGUACGGACACAAAAGACACAGCUCAGGGAACAUUUACUGUUUACGUCACAAGAAACAACCCGCCGGCGUUUACCAAUCUCCAAGCCACGAAGACUAUUGCUGCAUCCACUACCACUACGGGUUCUGUAAUAUACACAGUGACGUCAACUGAUUCAGAUUCCAACCAGCUCUAUUAUAACAUGACGUGUGCUCCUGCAGCUUGUCCAUUCACAAUCCAUAACUCAGGAGAAAUUCUAUCUACUUCGGAUUUAUCCCAGCAUACUGUACCAGGUUAUGAUUUAUACGUGUAUGUCACUGAUGGAAAAACUCUGGUAGGACCACGAACACUCACUGUGAUCAUCUCUGGUAUAAACACAGCCCCCGUGAUCACUAACUUACCCCUGGCCGCACCUCUCACUGUGCCAGAGAACUCUGCUCUCUCCAUGUCCGUGUUCCAGGUAUCAGUAUCUGACGUGAACUCGGCUGACACCCACACUUACGCUGCUUCUUAUACUCCCAGUCUAGGAUCCACACUUUUCUCACUCAACACAGCCACUGGUCUUAUAUCCACCUCAUCUACACAAAACAUUAACUUUGAGUCUGUGUCAACCACUGCCACGACUUACGUCAUCACCAUCACUGCUACCGACGGACAGGCUACCGCCACAGAUACGCUCAGCAUCGUCAUCACUGACCAAAACGAAGCUCCUGUGUUCGGGAAAGCUUCUUACGCCAUUUCUGGCAACGAAGGAGCGGCAGGAUCCACCGUGGGAAAUCCUUCGUUUGACGUCACUGAUCCCGACACUGGGGAAAGUUUGUUUUACUCAAUUGAUUGUCCAACGUUUGUUAUUAAUUCAAACACUGGAGUAAUAACGUUUAGUCAUGACUACGAUUUGGAUAAAGCAGGUACGGCCUCUUCUGUUACGUGCACUGUCACUGUUACAGACGGAGAUCUGUCAGAUACAGCUUCAUUGGUUGUUACAAUCAAUGACGUCAAUGAUAACACGCCCGCUUUCGGAAGCUCCACCUACACUUUUUACGCUCAACCUAGUACAGGGGUUGGAACAGUUCUUGGAUCUAUAGCAGCCACUGAUGGCGAUGUGGGAUCAUUCGGCACUGUGUCUUACACAUUGGAUCAGACUAGUUUAGGGUAUGAGUACUUCGGUGUACAAAGUAACGGGGACUUCUACGUGAAGAAUGGUCUGACUUCUUUCUCCUCCGGAACAACUGUCACACUGACGGCUACUGCACAGGACUCGGGGGGACUUAAAGACACCGCCCCUGUGACUAUUGUUAUCCCUGAAUCCACCACGGCUGCACCUACAACCACUACUGAUCGUCACGUGACUUUCCUAGAGGACUCUCGGAACAUUGCCUGGGUGACAGUAGCGAGUGUUCUAUUUGCCGGUCUUGUAAUAUUCUGGGGUUAUCUGUUUGUUCGGUUUGGAAGCUUUCCUUGUAAGAAUGGCUCUUACAAGCCAAAUGCUCAAAAAGUAAGUCGAUGGCCUCCAUUUGACCACAAGGAAAAUGUCAGAAUAGUGAAAAGUAUGGACAUGAUAUAG
Messenger RNA from Saccostrea echinata, 2541 nucleotides. RefSeq names its product protocadherin-like wing polarity protein stan. The transcript has 17 exons. The annotation marks the transcript as partial. The record is from RefSeq and is a predicted model, not a curated record. Lineage: Eukaryota; Metazoa; Mollusca; Bivalvia; Ostreida; Ostreidae. Gene Ontology annotation, biological process: homophilic cell-cell adhesion. Gene Ontology annotation, cellular component: plasma membrane; catenin complex. Gene Ontology annotation, molecular function: calcium ion binding; cadherin binding.